Messenger RNA from Uranotaenia lowii, 1440 nucleotides. RefSeq lists its product as uncharacterized. The transcript has 2 exons. NCBI's taxonomy places the organism in Eukaryota, Metazoa, Arthropoda, Insecta, Diptera, Culicidae. The record is from RefSeq and is a predicted model, not a curated record. Bases 1 to 1440 code for a protein of 479 amino acids.
AUGCCACGCCCGUUACUUCACCUGCCUUUACUUGGGGUUCAACACCAGGACGCAUCGAAAGGAGCCUUUUGGAGACCCCGGAGCCCUUCGACUCAGUCGCGCUGUUUCCUGCCCGCGUCAUCAGUCAUCCUGGCCCUGAGUUCGUUGGAAGGCGACGGGGUUCUCCAGGCCUUUUUCUACAGUGAUCAUCGAUCCCGCGCUACGUUCGAAUCGUCCGAACCCUUCAACAUUUUCUAUCAGAACGUCGGUGGUGUUAAUAGUUGUUUGAUUGACUACUUGUUGGCGACUUCAUGUUCUUGCUACGACGUCAUUGCCUUCACCGAAACCUGGCUCAACGACCGGACCCUCUCUAGUCAGAUUAUCGGCCCAGAUUACGCAGUGUUCCGUUGCGACCGUAGUCCUCGUAACAGCAAAAAGUCUACUGGUGGUGGAGUGUUACUCGCCGUGAAAUCUACGUUUCCAGCUAAGCCAAUUGAAGACGAUUCCUGGGCCAAUUUAGAACUUGUUUGGAUUCGCAUUGAUUCUGGAGAUCGGAAACUUUAUUUGUGCGUAGUGUACGUGCCCCCUGACCGUUCUGGAGACUUGGCUUUAACUAAAUCUUUUCCGCUCUGCCUCUCUAAAGUAAGCUCGAUUUGCUCUCCGGCAGACGACAUACUCAUCAUCGGCGACUUCAAUCUACCCGGUUUGAAAUGGUGCUCCUCCCCAAGCGGCUUUUUAUUUCCGGAUCCUGCUCGUUCUUCAUUCUCAGCAUCCUCUAAUAUCUUCCUUGACUCCUUGAGCACCGCGACUCUACGACAGAUCAACAAAAUUGAAAAUGAAAACGGCCGUAUGCUUGAUCUCUGCUUCGUGAACGAAGGGAUCAAGAAUCCGACGAUCGAAUCUGCUCCUGCUCCUCUGGUUAAAACUGUCCCGCAUCAUCCAGCCUUAGUGAUUUCACUCGAUAUCAAUAAAAUACUUGGCUCAGAAGAGAAAACUGCGUCUUUCUAUCACGAUUUUAAGAACGUUGACUUCGAAGCCAUAUCCCUCGUCCUGCAAUCCAUUGAUUGGGAGGCUGAGCUCAAUUUUUCUAAUCCCAAUGCAGCUGCCGAGACGUUUGCGAACAUCCUGAACUAUAUCAUCGAUCGACAUGUGCCGAAACGUAGCACGGCUACCAAUCUAUGGACCGCCUGGGUUACUGGAAGUCUUCGUAGACUCAAGACGGCUAAACAGCGCGCACUACGCAACUACAACAAACACAAGGCCCUCUACACUAAGGACAAAUAUCGCAAAUUGAAUUCUGCCUAUAAGAAAGCCAUUAAGCGUUGCUACCAGAAUUAUAUUAAUCGGUUACAACAGAAUUUCAAGAACAGUCCGAAAUCUUAUUGGAAGCACGUGAAAAAUCAGCGGAGAAGUUGCCGAGAAGUUCUCCAGCAUUUUUACAACUGGAUCCAUUUCUCCUGA